Ailuropoda melanoleuca (giant panda) is the source of this 491-nucleotide messenger RNA. Its product is annotated as paraspeckle component 1-like. The transcript has 3 exons. The record is from RefSeq and is a predicted model, not a curated record. The coding region runs from base 87 to 440 and encodes 117 amino acids. NCBI's taxonomy places the organism in Eukaryota, Metazoa, Chordata, Mammalia, Carnivora, Ursidae.
UUCUAGGGGGAUGUUAAUUCCAGACACUGUAUUAACUCUUACACUUUUACCUACCCAGGACCCCUCGUCCAGUCAUUGUGGAGCCUAUGGAGCAGUUUGAUGAUGAAGAUGGCUUGCCGGAGAAGCUAAUGCAGAAAACCCAACAAUAUCAUAAGGAAAGAGAACAGCCGCCACGUUUUGCUCAACCUGGGACAUUUGAAUUUGAGUAUGCAUCUCGAUGGAAGGCUCUUGACGAAAUGGAAAAGCAGCAGCGUGAGCAGGUUGAUAGAAACAUCAGAGAAGCCAAAGAGAAACUGGAAGCAGAAAUGGAAGCAGCUAGGCACGAACAUCAGUUAAUGUUAAUGAGGCAAGAUCUCAUGAGGCGUCAAGAAGAACUCAGACGCUUGGAAGAACUCAGAAACCAAGAGUUACAAAAACGGAAGCAAAUACAACUGAGGUAAGAGAACAUCUUUGUAAUAUAUACGUGAAUUAUACAUAGUUUUCAUUGUGUU